GCCCUCGCGAAAAAUAGACGUACGAUCAAACGUUUAUCGAUAAGAAAAACGGACGCUACAAACAUCCCUAUUACACUGUGUUCUUUUCUAAUGCGACGAGUGUGAGUGAGACAAAACCGGUUUUUGAUUUUGCAAAAUGUUAAAUGUGUUUCAUAGCAUACAAUAUUAUAUGUAUUUUGCUAUAAAGUAACAGUGAACGAUUUCGAGUGAUUACGAGCCCCAUCUUGACGAAUCUCAACAGUAUUAUUAGCACCAGAAUGUACCACAUAGUCCUUUGUUUCGCCGCGGCGCUAGUGUGCUCGAGUUGUCGCGCCGCCAGCGUCAACAAACACCUGAAAUUAUUACCUGAACUGGAGAAUAGUAUAGAAGGCAAUGGUCUCCCGACCAAGCACUCUCCCGCGCGCCGCUUCUUAUCGCUCACUAAGCGGCCGCACGCGACUCACGCGCACGCGCCGGGCGCGCUUCUCUCGCUCACGUGCGAGGCUCUCGGCGCGCCCGCGCCUGCUGUGCGCUGGUUCAAGAACGACGCGCCUGUCUAUGAGCACGACACAGAGUCAAUAGAGCAGAUCGACAUCAACCCCACGUCUCUCGCGCGUGUCUCCUCCACGCUGCUGGUGACAAGGACGGAAGACACCGACGAGUAUACCUGUCUCGCUUCAUCAGGGAAAAAGGUGGUCCGGGCUAGCACGAUCGUUUAUAGCACUGCAGGAGUAACCCCAGACAAGACCGAGCGCUCCAAGCUCCAGCCUUUCGCCCCUCGGAUCCUGGUCACGUACAAAGCCUUCGUUGACACCAUAGGCAACUCCAUAGUCCUGCCCUGCAAGGCUAAGGGCCACCCGCGACCCCGGGUCACUUGGAAGGACAAUAAUGGGACAUUUGUGACCAGGGAUACUAAGAGGAUGAAGGUGCUAAGAUCGGGCGAGCUGGUGAUAUCGUCGCUUCUGUGGAGCGACAUGGGCGAAUGGACGUGCCAAGCAGCAAAUAUCUUCGGCACAAAAACCGCCUCUACGUUCUUGUAUCCUGCUUUAGUGAGCCGGAUGAAACAGCCCGCCACAGAAAUUCAAUCAAGCGUAAAUACUUAACCUGUAUGUUCCUGUUAAUAUAAGUUUCUAUUGUUAUAAGUUGUUCACACUGACUCGAUAAAACGCUGUAGUUUUAAUCGCUUUUUUACUUUAUUUUCUCAAGAACACGAAACUUUUCUUAAGCUUUGUUGUUUGGUUGUGUUUAAUUGUUUAUGAUUUAUUUUUUAUUUUACCACUUUUUCUUAAAUAAGUGCUAAAUAUUAACCAGUUUAAAUAAGCAAUUAUUUUUAAAUUAACUACCUACAUAAUAACUUAAUAUACAUUUAAGUACAGAGAAGUACAAAAUGUGUUAUUCAUGAUUUAUAUUAUUAUUUUAUUUGAUUUGUAUUAUUUUAUGUUGCAUUUUUAUAUUCUAACUUUAAAUAAUAAUAGAGAUCGCACUAUCAAAACGAACGUUGUAUCUUGCCGUUAAAAAAACGCAGCGUUUUCAAACACAAGUGUGGAAGCCCUACAUCGAGUCUGCCUAUUUUAUUUUAUUUGUUAUAAUAUUAAAUUAUAUAGAAACACUAUUAUGGGUUUUAAAGCCGAAUAACACUGUAUUAUUACGAUUACAAAUUGAAAUAAUUAUUGUGAUCAUAAUGAAUUAAAUUAAUAAUUCUUAUUAAUAAUUAUUUUGUAGACUGUGAUUGAAUAGAUG
Messenger RNA from Ostrinia furnacalis (Asian corn borer), 1719 nucleotides. RefSeq names its product neural/ectodermal development factor IMP-L2. Gene Ontology annotation, biological process: homophilic cell-cell adhesion. The transcript has 7 exons. The coding region runs from base 258 to 1082 and encodes 274 amino acids. Gene Ontology annotation, cellular component: neuron projection; plasma membrane. The record is from RefSeq and is a predicted model, not a curated record. NCBI's taxonomy places the organism in Eukaryota, Metazoa, Arthropoda, Insecta, Lepidoptera, Crambidae.